Molecule: messenger RNA, 3630 nt
Organism: Xyrauchen texanus (razorback sucker)
Lineage: Eukaryota; Metazoa; Chordata; Actinopteri; Cypriniformes; Catostomidae
Gene: cxcl12a
Product: chemokine (C-X-C motif) ligand 12a (stromal cell-derived factor 1)
Exons: 4
Coding region: 40-384 (114 amino acids)
Biological process (GO): induction of positive chemotaxis; immune response; defense response
Cellular component (GO): extracellular region
Molecular function (GO): chemoattractant activity; chemokine activity
Source: RefSeq, a predicted model, not a curated record
CAAGCCUGUGCGCAAAUUUAAAUAAGAGAAGAAUUUGCCAUGCUGUCACAGUUACUCCAGGAUACUACACAGUGCGGAUCUCUUCUUCAAACUGUAAACAUGGAUCUGAAAGUGAUCGUAGCAUUCGCUUUGAUAGCGGUCGCCCUUCAUGCCACCGUUUCAGAUGCCAAGCCCAUCAGCCUGGUAGAGAGAUGCUGGUGCCGUUCCACAGUCAACACAGUCCCACAGAGAAGGAUUCGUGAGCUGAAAUUCCUGCACACUCCCAACUGCCCGUUCCAAGUCAUUGCCAAACUGAAGAAUAACAAGGAGGUGUGCAUUAACAAAGAGACCAAGUGGCUACAACAGUACCUAAUGAACGCCCUAAACAAAAUGAAAAAAGCCUAACAACAGAGCUAAGAAUCUGGCAGGUGACAAGGGAAUCUGACAGCCCACCAUCACAGAUAUGUACCAUAUAGUCCUCUGGCAUGCUUGCUGACCCAGCACUUAACCUGCCAAAUAUGCUCCCCCAGUAAAGACUCAGCAAAAGACCACCAGACCACUAUCGCCACCCAUGUAGUCUCCUCUGUUUGCGCCAAGUGCAAUUAUAUAUGUAUGACUGUGUUUUUAUAAGUAUGAUAUGUAUAUACAAUGCUUUUUUUUAUAUCGUCUUAAAACCAGUAAAGAGAUAUUUUUGGAGUUGUGUUUGCUCCUUGUUUGUCUCAUUAUGUUGGGGUAGGUAGAGCUGCAUGAGAUAAUUAGGUUUUUUUGGAGCAAACAUCGAAAACUCAGAAAUCUCACUGUAGGUUAACCUUAGAUAAAAUGGGAAAACUCACAUGCCUGAAGUGUUUUAUUUUUUUUUUGUAUUUUCUUUUUUUGUUGUUGACAAAAAUGAAGGGCAUUGAUCUCCAAAUAUUUCAAGAUGUAUUUUACUAGCUUAUAUUUUAGAUAUACACUACCAGUCAAAAGUUUUGAAACACUUGCUCAUUCUUUAUUAUAAUAUUAGAAUAAUGGCAAAGUCAUCAAAACUAUGGAAUAACAUAAAUGGAACUAUAGGAAUUAUGUUGUGACUGAACAAAAUCCAAAAUAAAUAAAAGAUUUGUUAUAUUUUAGCAUCUUCCAAGUAGCCACCCUUUGCCUAGAAUUUGCAGACUCUUGUUCUCUUGACAUUUUCUCAACCAACUUCUUGAGGUAUCACCCUGGGAUGCUUUUUAAACAGUAUUGAAGGAGUUCCCAUGUAUGUUGGGCACUUAUUGACUGCUUAUCUUUAUUAUUUGGUCCAACUCAUCAAUUUCAAAAACAUUUUUGUUAAUACAAUUUUAGUUUUGGCACUAAAGAUGGUGGCACAAUUAUAUUUUUGUCUGCAAAACAAAUUUCAAAUAUUUUAGCAUAUGCCUUCAGAUCAAAAGAUUUUUAAGAUCAUGAGAAACAUUUCAGUCAAGUGUUUCAAACCUUUUGACUGGUAGUGUAUGUACCAGCGUAUAUUGAAUGUAAAAGUUAUAUGACAUCACCCAAACAGUUUUUGGAUGCUUUGGGGGAAGUAAUUGGUUUUACUGGAAGACAUUCGUGGGGCAAUAGAGAGUGGAAUGCAUUUUGCUAUGUUCUGUAGGCAACAGAACAUCUGGGCUUGUAAACAUUAAUUGACCAAUCAGUGUGUGCAUAAAUAACUCGGCAUCACAACACAAAACAAUGAGCAUUCAACUGAAUUAUGUAAUAAACGGAAUAAACAGAGACAGUUGUGCUCUUACACAACUGAGUAAUAUGCAACAUUAACCUGGGCAAAAAUUUAGGUUACAGAAUUUAUAGCCGAGUCCUAUAAAUACUAAUUAGCUAAUCCAUUCAUUCAGUAAUAAAAGCUAAAUUUAAAAGCAUCAAGCAUGACAAUAUUUAGAAAAAAUAUUCAAAGGUAGAACUUGGGACAGAACUUACUGACUUUAUGACUACCUAUAUAUAACAAUGCACUUUAUAACCAUUUGUGAUCAUUUACGGAAAAAAAGAACAGAUUCUGAAUGACGUCCGCUAGUUCCUAAUUUUUUCUGUGUUUAGAAGUAGUUAUGACUGUAUUGUCAAAUUUAUUAAACAUUUACAUCUUAAGCAUGACAUUUUUUUUAUUUGGAGUGGCUUUUUUGACAACUAUUAUAUAUUAACUACAGUCAGAUUAUUCAUAAACAAUCAAAUAAAAAACACAAUAAUAAAUAAAAAAUUAUCUAUCACAUGGAAUUUUUACAGAGAUUUGACUUUGAAUAUAAAGGCACAACAACCUAUAUUGGCAAAGACCUCUCAAAACCACCAAAACGGGAAAAAAACCAUAGUAAGGCUCAGAUUUCUAAACUGUUUUGUCUAGUAAUUCACCCAAUGUUCCGCCAGAGCCAACAUUUAACAAAGCAUGUCAAUGCCAUGUACAUCUCCAGGAAAUUAGCAUAUGGAAUUUGUUUGUUACACUACUGCCAAUUUCAUCCCAUAGACCAAUUUAAUGUUGAGCCAUUAAAAGUACCAGGCCUCAUUUAAAAAACACAGCCAUCGUGAACACAAUAUAUGCUUGCUCUAUGCUACAACUGGAGUCUCUGUGUACUGGAUGAGAGUUUAGGGCCCCUCCAAGUCUGUCAGUAAAGUUGGGUUCAUAGUCACAAAAAUCUGAUAAAUUAAAUCUCUAAAAAAUGUCUGCAGACAUCAGGUCUUGGCACAGCUCAUUACCCCAUUCAUCAUGCACUUUUCUGAAAGGAGCCAUUUCAGAAUGUGGUUAAAAGUCAUAUUCAAUUAAUGAACUGUCUCACUGGCUAGAUUGAUAAAACUGUCAAUAACAAAACAAACACAUAACAGGGAAAAUUCCUAUCUUCCCAGUGUGGUCACAAACAUUUGGCAAAAGUGAGGUUUUUUUAGUUAUUCUGUCAAAAUACCAGUAUUUUUCGAAACUGUAUCAAAGGUGACUAUUGUCCUGCACACAUUUUUCCCACUUAAUGUGAAAAGUAUUACUUUUGCAUAUGGCAUCUUAAUACAGAAUAAAGCACAUCUGUCCUUUCUUUUCUGAAUCUGUACAUUGGUUGGAUUAAGACCCUAAAAUGUUUAUUUUUAAAUAAAUCAUUAUGAUGAAUUCUGUUUGAAAGCUGUAUGACAUUUUCUAAAUUGAUACUAGUAUAAUACUAAAUAAUUCUGAUGGCACUCUUUGGAUUUGAAUGAGAAGAUACACAACUUUCACCUCUUCAAAAAUUUAUUGCAGAAUAACCAGAAAAUAUUUGCCUAGUACAUUUUAUAAGCUGUCAUACCCAAUUUUCCUUAAAAAUGGGGAAAAAUAAACCUUGGAAAUCCAAACCGUACCCUUACUUUUGAAAUAUAAUCUCUUACACAGCAUGGGAAAUUCAGUCAUAUUACAGCAUUAUAUGGGUGUCAAAAUCAAAUUCACAAGGUGGAAGGAAUAAAUUAUUAAUCUUUCCACUCAUGAAAUCUGGUGUUGAAUAGUUGUAAAACAUGCACACUCUGAUAUUGCAUAAAAAGUAUUAAAUCAGGCUUGAAGUUCGAGCCAAUGAUACAAAACAAAACAAAUUUAACAGAGGUAAGUGAUAACAACAUGGAAUUGAUUAAAAUGAGAAUAUCUGUCAUAUGUCUAAGAUGCGUGAUAAAUGAAUAUGAUAAUAAAUGUUUUAACCAUUUACUGAA